Messenger RNA from Sebastes umbrosus (honeycomb rockfish), 1607 nucleotides. Its product is annotated as duodenase-1-like. The coding region runs from base 219 to 944 and encodes 241 amino acids. Gene Ontology annotation, biological process: proteolysis. The transcript is spliced from 6 exons. Lineage: Eukaryota; Metazoa; Chordata; Actinopteri; Perciformes; Sebastidae. The record is from RefSeq and is a predicted model, not a curated record. Gene Ontology annotation, molecular function: serine-type endopeptidase activity.
UAAAGCAAAGUGCCAUAUUGUUGGGAGGCCAGGCCCCCGUGGUGAGGUCCCUACACCUUAUGCAUGAUGCAAGUAAAAGCUUAUAGGGGGAUAUGAAUGUAGAUUGCACAACUUUUGCUGUGAGGAUUGUUGUUGCACCUGAGGAAGUAUUUAAAGACUGAACUGUCAGUGAUGUGAGCCACUACUUUACAGCAGCUCAGCUGGACUCUGAUCUCACCAUGUUUCUCCACUGUGAGCUGCUAAUACUGAUACUUGUGCUGACUCUUCAUGGUCAAGUUCAUACAGGGGAAAUCAUUGGAGGUCAGGAGGCUGUGCCACAUAGCCGUCCUUACAUGGUGCUUUUGGAGGUGCGCACAGAUGGUAAAUUGAAACACUGCGGUGGCUUCCUUCUGAACGAGGAUUUUGUGAUGACUGCAGCCCACUGCGGAGCCAAUCAUUCCAGUUACAAGGCCUUACUGGGAGUUCACGAUGUCCAUAACAGAGCUGAUAUACAGACUAUAUCUGUGGAAAAAAAAUAUCCACAUGAAGACUUCAUUGGAGUUAAAAAUGACAUAAUGCUUCUCAAGUUGAGCUCCAAGGCAAACUUCAGCAAAGAUGUGAAACCCAUUGCUCUCGCAGACCAAGGUGAUGACUUUCUGCCGACAAACUGUACAGUCUCCGGCUGGGGAAGAUCAGUCCAGAACUCAAUAUAUAUGACUAAUGUACUCAUGGAAGUCAACGUAACAUUAGUUGACAGUGAGCAGUGUGCUCAGGACAACGUGUACUGCUCUGAGGGAGAGACUGGACCGCGUAAGGGAGACUCUGGUGGUCCACUGGUCUGUGGAGAUGGAAAGGCGUACGGAUUGGUGUGCGCACUCAAUCCAGACCCAGAUGCCCCGAAGAAAUAUAUUUAUACUAAGAUUCCUGACUACAGAAGCUGGAUCGAUUCGAUUAUGAAGCCUUAGAGAAAGCCCUGGUACAUGAAGCCUGACAAUUGAUUGAUCAACACACAGCAUUUGAAUUGAUUGUUUGUAUAACAUUAGAGAGCUGAUAAUUGAGAUGCUGAUAAGCUUUCACAACUUAUUCUAUAGCAAUGAGACUGUCAGACCAAAGUCUGGACUUGCUUGCUUUGCACAGAUUUAUUGAAAAUAUGCUUCACUUUGAUGUUUUCAAAUGAUACAAAGGAGCUUUUUGUUUGACAAGUUGAGACUGAAAAUAUAUGAAUGUGAUUUGAUUCAUUUAAGUCACAGAUUCUCAAAGUGGGGUCCAGGGACGGUCCGUGGCACUCUGUCAGGGGGUCUGGGAAAUAAUUUGCUAUAAUGAUAUAUAUAAAAUAUAAUAUAAAAUUGUACUGUAUCAUUAUAAAGUCCAUAUCUACAGAUGGGGACCAUUUGCGUCAAUAAAACAAGCAUAUUUUGUCCAUUACUCCCACCUACAUUAGCUUUGGGCCAAUUGAAACUCUGAUAUGAUUGUGACACGCAGCAAUAAGUUCAUUAUUUUUAAGUUGAAGCAGUAAAUUUAAAUAUCUGGAUUUAUUAGGACUAUGUCUUGCUACUGUUUAUUUUCUGAAAGCUUGAAAUAAAUGGUAUUAAAAUAUAAUAACAUUACAAAUUGUCCCACUGUGGGAC